AUGCCCCUCCUCGAAAUCGAACAAAAAUUCUCCUUCACCCUCGCCAACGCCGCCAUCUUAUCCCGCAAAGGCGGCUUCCCUCCUUUCAAAACCCUCGGCGACUUCCGUUCGCAGACAUUCCGCGACACGUAUUACGACUCGCAAAACAAGCUCUCAAACGCCGGGCUCUGGCUCCGCAAGCGCCACCUCCACGCGGACCCUGCUCACCCACACACACCGUCACCCGGGGACGCUCCGGAAUGGGAAGCCAAGCAGAGCAUGCAGGGCGGCUCCUUCCUCCGUUCCACGUUCUCCGAAACCCGGGACCGGAGCCGGAUACUCGAGCUCGUGCGCUUGCAUUUCCCGGAUCAGAUUUCCGGUUUCCGGGACGAUUUCGGGCUGGAUGCGAUUGCCGGGUUCGAGACGCGGAGGCUCACGCUUUUGGCCGAUGAGAAGUUCACGGUCGUGCUCGAUGUGACCGAUUUCGGACACGUGGUCGGGGAGGUGGAGCUGAUGGCUGAAGAUGCGGGGGAGGCUCAUGCGGAUAUCGAUGCUUUCUUUGAGGAGUAUGCUUGGUUCUUCGACACGUCGAACCCGAAGGGGAAAUUGACGGCGUACUUCGAAAAGUUCGGGUAUCCGAAGUGA
Messenger RNA from Letharia lupina, 624 nucleotides. RefSeq lists its product as uncharacterized. Gene Ontology annotation, molecular function: magnesium ion binding; thiamine triphosphate phosphatase activity. The transcript has a single exon. Gene Ontology annotation, biological process: thiamine diphosphate metabolic process; dephosphorylation. NCBI's taxonomy places the organism in Eukaryota, Fungi, Ascomycota, Lecanoromycetes, Lecanorales, Parmeliaceae. The record is from RefSeq and is a predicted model, not a curated record. Bases 1 to 624 code for a protein of 207 amino acids.